UUCUUCUUCAAAAUUCUGCCUGGGGCGCUUCCAUAUUUGGAAGUCACAUGAGUCUUACGUCACAGCUCUGUCCCGCCUUGAACUGCCUUUGACAUUGCGAUCUCGCGGCAUCUCGUGCUAUACGAGACAAAGAACAAAGAAAAUAUGGCUGACGCGGAGUUCGAUGCUAGUGUACGUUUGGCUCUCAGUUUGCUGAAAAAUGCGCCCAUCGGAGAAUUAAAAGAUGAACAAAAAGAGGCUCUUGUUCAUCUCUUGAAUGGUGAGGAUGUUUUCGGGGUGCUACCAACAGGGUAUGGAAAAAGCUUGAUAUAUGAGAUCGUCCCAAAAUUAUUUCCAAUAUGUAGACAAAAGAAGGUAGGAACAUCGGAUAUUGAAAUGGCUGCAUCAGUGAUAGUCGUAUCGCCAUUGAUAUCGUUGAUGAAAGAUCAGGUAGAAGAGUUGAUCCAGCUGGGGCUUGACUCAGUAUACCUCAGUAGUGAGCACGAGCUAACAGAACCCGAGUUGCAGAAACUAAAGCUUGGAAAGUACGAUGUUGUAUUGGCAAGUCCAGAAUCGUGGCUGGGGAAGUACAGGUACCUCUUCAACAUCAAGGAAUUUCGGAACAACAUUUGUUUGCUGGUUGCAGAUGAAGCUCAUGUUAUACCACAGUGGGGGUUGAACCAGAAGCACAAGAAAGCUUUUAGGGGAGCUUUUUCACAGCUCAGAGAAUUGAGGGCUCUAGUAAGAAAGGACAUUCCCUUCUUGGCUCUGACAGCCACAGCUAACAAGAAGACGAGAAAGAAGAUUACACAGACACUGCUAUUAAGGAAGCCACACUAUAUUAUCAGCAAAGGACUGAGACAGGACAUUGUUGAUUGCCGUGCAGUUAAGGAUGCAGUAAGUGUAUAUGAACAUUUUUUGAACCUGCUGGGAGAGAGAUCAUAUGUAGUUGACACUUCAAAACUAUCCAGUAAUCGCCUGUUUGCCCUGUACCAUCAUAAUACAGAUGACAAAAGAAAAGAAAAUGUGUUAAAGGACGUGACAACGGAUAGUGGUCACUUCAGAGUUGUUAUCUGUACAAAUGCACUAGGCAUGGGAAUAAAUGUUCCCAACAUUUCAACAGUGAUUCACUAUGGUGUGCUCGACUCCUAUAUACAGGAAAUUGGACGCGCAGGUAGAGAUGGGAAAGAGGCACAAGCACUACUGUACUACUGUGCACGUCAUUUGUUAGGUACAGAGAGAGAUGAAGGAUUUUGUAAGAGGCAAAGAACAAUGUAGAAAAAAACAACUGUUCAAAGAAUUUGGAGAGGUAAAUGAAGGUGACCAUAGAUGCUGUGACAUUUGUUUAGAGAAAGGGAAGAGUAGCAGCAUGGAACCAGAGGCAGCAAGUCAUGCGCCUCAUGUGCCCGAUCCUCACACAGCAGUGAGAGAGCCAUCAAAUGGAGACUUAAAAGUGAUGGUAGAUUGUCUGAGGGAAUCUCAAGACAAGUGUAGGCAUUUAAAUGUUUUAGGCAUAAAUUUCUUUCCGGAUUUACUUGAAAUUAUUGCAAGUACCAGAUAAAUUGAUAGUUAUGAUUAUGUAAUCACAAACUUGAGUGUUAUACACCCUCUUGUAGCUAUAGAAAUUGUCUGUUUUAAAUGAAGUGUUCAGGGAGGAAUUACCGGUGCCCACAAUUGAUAAUGAUAUUUUUAGAAGAUAUAGAUGACUUAGUAUUGCAGUCAGUUUUCAAUCAGGAAGAGGAGGAGGAGGAGAACUCCUUUGCAGACCUCCUAGACGAGUAUGCAGUCGCAUUGAUUUUAUGUAGACAUAUUCUAGCUAGAUUGGACAUGCAUGUAAGAUGAGAGAAAAUGGCUUAAUUUUCUCUCUUAAAUAGUUGACACCCGUACACGUUAAGUGGGUUUUGAAGAAGUAUGGGCAGAAAUCAUAAAACCAUGGCUCAGAUAUUUCUUGUGACAUGUAAAUAUUGUGUACAAUAAUUGUCUACAUUUAGCUUAGUUUUAGUAUAAUUUGAACUCAAUUUUUUGUAUUGUAUAUUUAAAAAUGUUGUUUACAUGAUAUUUUUGAUAUGAUAAUUGAUCACUCUCAUAUUUCCACUGUCCGUAUUGGACUUUGGUCAGAACCAACUUUAAAUUGCACUGUAUAAUCAAUAACUGUGCAUAUAUAUGUUGCUAAUAGCUUACUUAGGCUUAUUGUAUGUAUUAGCAUGUAUAGCACUUCUUGACUUUCAGUUCACUAACAAGGGCUGACCAAAAAAUCUGGGCCAUGAAAAAUUGGAACUACUAGAAGAGCUUUUUUUUCUUUUGCUUUUUCCAAAUUUCUCUAAUAAAGGAUGUUCAGGUGCCUUCCCCUUCCUAAGAAAGAGGGAGUAAGGUUUUCGAUUCUAUUUGUCAUCCAUAUUUAAUAAAUAGAUUGAUUGAUUCUGAAUCAUUAGCUUUAUUUAAU
Messenger RNA from Lingula anatina, 2422 nucleotides. RefSeq lists its product as uncharacterized. Lineage: Eukaryota; Metazoa; Brachiopoda; Lingulata; Lingulida; Lingulidae. The record is from RefSeq and is a predicted model, not a curated record.